AUGAACAACGGAUCAGUCAACACUCCAAUGCCUAGAUCAGGAACAAGGACACCUUCACACACCAAGAUCCGACGAAGCUCGCCGAAGUCCAUCACCCCUACCAGAGGGUCCGUCCCAGCAAACAGAAGUAAAAUUGGUAACAUGCUAUCAACUUCGAAGAACGACAGUCCUCGAGGCAGGAUAUCAAGCAAGGGAACUCCAGCUGCUCAGGUUUCUGUACCUCAAACUUCCUCAGAGGCAAUUUCAGAACUUGUUCCAAGUAGUCCCGAAGCUUGUACAUCUCGGCCAAGAAAGCGGCAGAAGACUGCCCAACGGCCGGAGCCCAUACCUGAAGAUAUAUCGUCGAGCCAAUCCUCUGCACAUUCUCCUUGGCGUCGUCUCAGACCUAUUGUGGUAAUAGAUGGCCGUGAUCUCUGA
Molecule: messenger RNA, 417 nt
Organism: Mollisia scopiformis
Lineage: Eukaryota; Fungi; Ascomycota; Leotiomycetes; Helotiales; Mollisiaceae
Exons: 1
Coding region: 1-417 (138 amino acids)
Source: RefSeq, a predicted model, not a curated record